AUGGCGGUCUCCCUCGACCUCGGCAAGCUCAUUCACGAUAGCAAGCCCGAUGGCCACCUUAUCACCAACCUCAAGGUCGCUCGCAUGACCCCGGAAUAUGUCACGCGCAAGGAUCUCGAGAACCUCAAGGCGGAUAUUGAGACAUACCUCGGGAAGAUCAGGUUUCUAACGGUGCACAUCAUCGAUAUACUUGCGCAAAAAAUCAAGGAUCUCCAGGCCGAGAUCAGAUCCAGAGAGCCAUGA
Penicillium subrubescens is the source of this 243-nucleotide messenger RNA. RefSeq lists its product as uncharacterized. Bases 1 to 243 code for a protein of 80 amino acids. The record is from RefSeq and is a predicted model, not a curated record. NCBI's taxonomy places the organism in Eukaryota, Fungi, Ascomycota, Eurotiomycetes, Eurotiales, Aspergillaceae. The transcript has a single exon.